This is a messenger RNA of Topomyia yanbarensis, 2695 nucleotides long. Its product is annotated as sphingomyelin phosphodiesterase 4. The transcript is spliced from 7 exons. NCBI's taxonomy places the organism in Eukaryota, Metazoa, Arthropoda, Insecta, Diptera, Culicidae. Gene Ontology annotation, biological process: ceramide biosynthetic process; sphingomyelin catabolic process; glycerophospholipid catabolic process. Bases 218 to 2596 code for a protein of 792 amino acids. The record is from RefSeq and is a predicted model, not a curated record. Gene Ontology annotation, molecular function: sphingomyelin phosphodiesterase D activity.
AAUUAUUUUAAGCGUGUAAAGCCCAGUAAAUUAUUAUUUUUCACUGGGGCGUCAUCAGCUCUCGCCCUGUAUCAAACAUCUGUUGCCUAAAAAGUGUCAAACAACAAGCCGGGUAGCAGCUAGAUUUAUGAUCGAACAUUUUUGACAAAUUUAUAAGCAAAUUGUUGAAAUUUGCUGUUUCGUGCAGCUUGAUCAAACGCGUGAAUAACCAAGCAAAAUGGAUUCUGCCGGCGCAAGAAUCUUGGAAAUACUCAACCUCCCGCCAAUGAUGCGCUGUCCUGAAUUGGGACUUCUCAUUGACCGAGCCAGCCUCAAAGAGCUUCAGGACAUCUACCCCCUGUUGAUUAACUCAAUAUUCGGAAUAAAUACCGGAAUCGGAUGGGGUUUCCGAACAAUGACACGAGAUACGCAUCCGCAUGAUUUCGAUAUACUCUACAACUUUUUCAUUCCCAUCGGGGGUCCAAUGUUUCGGCUGUGCUACCGGUUGCUGAACGAUUCAUUGAAAUAUGAGCUUCCCAUAUCCUAUCUUCCGCCUAAAAUGCAACAGUUGCUUGAGAGUGGUCGUUACCCUGCAUUUUACAGUGACAUCAUCAAUGUAGAUCCGUUUAGAAGGCAAAUCGUAUCACUUGCCUUAAAUGCGUUCGAUUAUUUUAUUUUCUUUUUCGUGCUGCAUGGAAUAGUUUCCCCGCAACAACUUUGCCCAGCUGCCCUAUCGCUCGGUAACGAAAAAGCCAAAACGUUGUACCUUAUUCUGACUGCAGAAUAUCUGUGCACAUUUUUGCCUAGCCACCCAGAUUCAAUUGUGCUGCCCCAAAUUGUAUGUGGCAGCAUUAAAGUGUCCUCGCCUGCCACUAUUCCGGUGAUGCAGCCAACAAAAUCACCAAAAUACCUGCUGAUGUCGGCGAUUCAUCAUCACACUCCCGCGACGGCUACGUCCCAUCAGCGCUCAACCAACAGCAGCUCGAUAGAAUCGUCUCGCGCUUACUGCUGGCGCUCGGAAACUGUGCUUUACGUUUUUAUCGACUGUUGGCUUCGGCUAGACGUGGAUGAUUCGCGAGAACUUCCGAGCAACGAGUUCAUCCGAUGUGUCCGGAUUCUUAUCAAACAGCUUCAUGCCUUUGGCAAUAGUUCAGAGAUGGACAACACAUCGAUGGCUCUUCUGCGGCAGUCGGCACAGCCACUCAUGAAUGCCAGAAUAUAUGGCUUUCUGAAAUCAUUGAUGGCUCGCUGGCCCUUGGACAGUUCGUUUUCGGAUGUGCUGGAGCUGUGGCUUAGUUACAUUCAACCGUGGCGGUACACUUUCAAUCGAGAUCUGAGUAACAGCGCCGAUAUGUCGAUUACGCCAAGGCAUGAAAGUUUUAUCGUUGACAAUUUGAUUGUGUACACCCAGAUUUUCGUUCAGUUGAUUCCACGAUUCGAGCGGAUGGAUUUGACCACACUCAGAAACGUGCUGAUGCUAUUCCGACUGCUAAAAGUAUUCAGUCAAAGCAAUUUGAUCGAUUUGCUGAACCAAAAUGAAAUCGUAAUGUCAUCGAAUAACAAUGCCAACCUUAACAAUUCAACAUUCAACGUUUCCGGGGCUUCCAAUCGCAGUAUGGGCAAUCUGAGCACAGGUCUAAACCGAUCCAGCGGUGAGUGGAAAUCGUUUAAUUCAAGCGGCGGUAGGCCUGGAACACCAGGAAAUCGAUCGACGGGGGAGGCAAACGAUGAUAGUUAUGUGUUCAUGUUUGGGGAGCAGUUUACCACAGAGAUUGAGGAACUGUUGAAAAAGAUUUACGUUUCCUCGUUGAUUGCGAGUGAAAAUUUAAGACACAUUCAACAGGAGAAGAGCAACCGGUACCAGGGGGUGCUCAAGUACGUGUAUAAAAUUGUUGGAUAUUUUGACUACGACCCUGUUUAUGCGGCGAUGCUCAACGAUCGGCAGAAAAUCCCAGAAAUUUUGGAUGUUGCACUGUCGUCACUCGCUAGAAUGUUUCAGAUCCCCCUCACCGAAGACCUAUUCCGAGGUGAAUCGAUGCAGAUUGACACCCCAUCGCUGACCGAGCAGUCAACCAACACGAUCUGGGAUACCACCCUGGAUUCGACACAUUCUUCCCAGUCCUUUUCCCUAUCGCCACAGCUUAUGAAACGUCGUAAAAACUUACUGUGCUAUACUGGUGACCCUGCGCUUCUCCCCAUAACCGGCACUGAGUUUACGUUCUUGGUUCGAUUUCUGCACCAGCUGUCGUGCAAGCUGAAUCUGAUGUUCGAUAGUGAAAUGGUCGACCUGUGGCAUCGGAACGAUAUUUGGGGUAAACUCAGUCGUCAGGUGUUAAGCCCUCCGAUAGUGACACAGACCUUCGAUAAGUCCCAGGGAGUUUGCGUGCUGAAGCAGGACACUUUGGGUCCUAGAAUUUGCCUUCGACUGCUGGCUUCCUACAAGUCAUCGUUUGUGAUACUAUGCUCGUUCCUGUUCGGUUAUUUGGUGUUCAACGCACCAAGCUACGGGUUCAUGUUGCUCGUGGCGAUAACGUUUAUUUAUUUGCUUAUCAAAUCGAUUGUUGGCGAUGUGACAACCGUUCGGAUGGAACCAAGGCAACUGGAUCGAACAGGUUAGUUCAAUUGUUUUGUAUCUUUUAAAAAAUAGCAUUUAUUUGAAUAAUUUUUUUAUUAUAAUAAAAAUAUUCGAGGAAAAAUUUUGCUAUGGUCAUGGAAA